GCGACGCGUGGCGCGAUGGCGGCGGCCCCACGCGCGGCCGGGCGGCGCGGGCAGCCUCUACCGGCGCUGCUACUGCUGCUGCUGGCGUCGCCGCCCCUCGGCGGCCCGUCAGGCGCCGCCGCCUACUUCCCCGAGGAGCGCUGGAGCCCGGAAUCCCCGCUGCAGGCUCCGCGAGUGCUCAUCGCGCUGCUGGCGCGCAACGCGGCCCCCGCCCUGCCCGCCACGCUGGGCGCCCUGGAGCGGCUGCGGCACCCGCGGGAGCGCACGGCGCUUUGGGUGGCCACUGACCACAACGCAGACAACACAUCAGCUGUGCUGCGGGAGUGGCUGGUAGCUGUGAAGAGCCUGUACCACUCUGUGGAGUGGCGGCCGGCUGAGGAGCCUAGGUUCUACCCAGAUGAGGAGGGCCCCAAACACUGGUCUGACUUGCGCUAUGAGCACGUCAUGAAGUUGCGCCAGGCAGCCCUGAAAUCUGCGCGGGACAUGUGGGCCGACUACAUCCUGUUUGUGGACGCAGAUAACCUCAUCCUCAACCCUGACACUCUGACACUACUCAUGGCUGAGAACAAGACGGUGGUGGCCCCCAUGCUGGACUCACGGGCUGCGUACUCCAACUUUUGGUGUGGCAUGACUUCCCAGGGUUACUACAAGCGUACACCCGCCUACAUCCCCAUUCGCAAACGGGACCGCCAGGGCUGCUUCCCAGUGCCCAUGGUGCACUCGACUUUCCUGAUCGACCUGCGGAAGGCAGCCUCCAGAAACCUGGCCUUUUAUCCACCCCAUCCAGACUACACCUGGUCCUUUGAUGAUAUCAUCGUCUUCGCCUUCUCCUGCAAGCAGGCAGAGGUGCAGAUGUACGUCUGCAACAAGGAGGUGUAUGGCUUCCUGCCAGUGCCACUGCGGGCACACAGCACGCUCCAGGAUGAGGCCGAGAGCUUCAUGCACGUGCAGCUGGAGGUCAUGGUGAAGCACCCGCCGGCGGAGCCAUCCCAGUUCAUCUCCGUGUCGGACCAGACACCAGACAAGAUGGGCUUUGAUGAGGUCUUCAUGAUCAACCUGAAGCGGCGGCAGGAUCGGCGGGAGCGCAUGCUGCGGGCACUGCGGCUGCAGGGGAUCGCCUGCCGGCUGGUGGAAGCCACAGAUGGCAAAGCCAUGAACACCAGCCAGGUAGAGGCACUGGGCAUUCAGAUGUUGCCAGGCUACCGGGACCCCUACCAUGGGCGGCCCCUCACCAAGGGCGAGCUGGGCUGCUUCCUCAGCCACUACUCCAUCUGGAAGGAGGUGGUGGACCGGGGACUGCAGAAAUCGCUGGUAUUUGAGGAUGAUCUACGCUUCGAGAUCUUCUUCAAGAGGCGCCUGAUGAACCUCAUGCGAGAUGUGGAGCAGGAGGGCCUGGACUGGGACCUCAUCUAUGUGGGCCGGAAGCGCAUGCAGGUGGAGCACCCUGAGAAGGCCGUGCCCCGCGUGAGGAACCUGGUGGAGGCUGACUACUCUUACUGGACACUGGCUUAUGUGCUGUCCCUGCAAGGCGCCCACAAGCUGCUGUCCGCCAGGCCACUUGCCAAGAUGCUGCCUGUGGAUGAAUUUCUGCCCGUCAUGUUUGACAAACACCCAGUGUCUGAGUACAAGGCCCACUUCUCCCCCCGCAACCUUCGUGCCUUCUCAGUGGAGCCGCUGCUCAUUUACCCCACACACUACACAGGUGAUGAUGGCUACGUGAGCGACACGGAGACGUCAGUUGUGUGGAACAAUGAGCAUGUCAAGACUGACUGGGACCGCGCCAAGUCUCAGAAGAUGCGGGAGCAGCAGGCGCUGAGCCGUGAGGCCAAGAACUCUGAUGUGCUACAGUCCCCGCUAGAUAGCGCGGCCCGUGAUGAACUUUGAAGGGUCAGUGCAAAAAUAACAAAAUAACCAAAAAAUACAGCAUCCCUCGCCGGGGCAGCUCAGGCUAUAUCAGAACCCCCCAGCAAGCUGUGGCAUCUCUUCUCAACUCAGGGUGCAUCCAGUCACCAACAGCUCAUAACGGAUCACCCACUUUAUGCCAGGCAUAGGGCUGGGCACCGGGAAAUUGGGUGGGAAGUAGACAUCUGCAUUCACCUGUUCACAUGCCCAGCGUUUAUUAAGCACCAGUUCCUGUGCUAUGGCAAUGAAUGAGGCAUUAUUAUCACCUCAAUCAGCUGUUGAUUGAGUUGUCAAACAACAUAUAUAUUGAUCCCCUACGAAGAAUCAGCCCUGGUGGCGCAAUAGUUGAGCACUCAGCUACUAACUGAAAGUUUGGCUGUUCAAACCCACUCAGCAGCUCUGUAAGAGAAAAGACCUGGCAAUCUGCUCCUGUAAAAGUUACAGAAAGAAAACCCUGUGGGGCAGUUCUACUCUGUCAUAUGGGGUCAGGUCAGUAUGAGUCAGAAUCAACUCAAUGGCAACUAAUAACAACAACUAGGAAUUGGGCACUAGUGAUGCACAUUCAGAUUUUAAACUCAUUCAAGUAUUUAUUGAGCACCUACUGUGUAUUGGGCUCCAUCUCAGAUGCUGGGAAUAUUGAGAUGAAUGAGACACUUUGAUUCCUUUAUUCAGACAUGUAUUAUUGUGUGCUUGGUGACACAAAGCUCUUGUCAUUGACUCAGUGGCAUUUAUUGAGUGCCUGCUGUGUGCAAGAGCUGAGCUAGGUGCUGGGGCUAGCAUUAAACAAGGUGCUUUUCAUUAUUUCGUCGGUUUCUUCCCACAUGCCUGAAGAACACCUACUAUGUGCUGGGCAUGAGAAAUACAAAAGUGCGUGUGACUUUUGUCUAGUCCCAUUUUUUAUCACCUGCCGGGUACUGGGCCCGGUGCCAAGUGCUGGGACACAUGAACAAGAUGAGUUCCUUCAUUUCUUCAUGGAGCAAGCAUUUAUUGAGCACUUUCUGUGUGCCAGGCCUCUUGGACUCCCAGUUGGGUGGGGGACUGAGUUUGAUUAUUCUUUGUCCCUCCAUCACCCAAGCUGUGUUGCAGACAACACCCCUCACCCCCCAGGGGAAAGGUGGCUCUUGCCCCACCUAUUGCCCAGCUCCCCAUGGGUGGGUGGCAAGAUGGGUGGGGGCUGGGUCUCCCUUGCCCACCCUGGCCCCAUUUCUUUGGCCUCCCUACCCUCGCAUCUCAGGUGUGGUCUCUGCCUGCUUGAUGAGGUUUUCCGUUCAAGCCUUUGCGGGGAUCAUGUGUUUGGGGGCCUUCUGGGGGAGCAGCUGCAUGGGUAAGGAGGGGCCCUGGGGCAAAAUGUUUCUAGCAACACUCUGGUGGGCUUCCCACGCCUUCAGCCUGAAUUGAAUGUCCGAGCCAGCCAGCGGUGUGUCACCCUCUUGAGGGUAACGGUACUUGCCUGGUUGGCUCCUGGGUAACUUGCUUAUUUUUUAAAUAAAUUUUCUGGUUGGUUUUCA
This is a messenger RNA of Loxodonta africana (African savanna elephant), 3410 nucleotides long. RefSeq names its product collagen beta(1-O)galactosyltransferase 1 (gene COLGALT1). Bases 16 to 1884 code for a protein of 622 amino acids. The record is from RefSeq and is a predicted model, not a curated record. Lineage: Eukaryota; Metazoa; Chordata; Mammalia; Proboscidea; Elephantidae. Gene Ontology annotation, molecular function: procollagen galactosyltransferase activity. The transcript is spliced from 12 exons.